Trichophyton rubrum CBS 118892 is the source of this 3172-nucleotide messenger RNA. RefSeq lists its product as uncharacterized. The record is from RefSeq and is a predicted model, not a curated record. NCBI's taxonomy places the organism in Eukaryota, Fungi, Ascomycota, Eurotiomycetes, Onygenales, Arthrodermataceae. The transcript is spliced from 2 exons. Bases 104 to 3172 code for a protein of 1022 amino acids.
ACCCCUGGGACGUGAACCAAAAAUCAAGGAGCAAGAGCAGGAGGAGCCAGCAUCCGCACCUGAGGCCGUCAAGGAUGAGAAGAAAGCUGAGUGCUCGUUCAAGAUGGCACCCGAACUCAUGAUAUCGGUCUCCCAGUUUGUCCACCAGUUUUACCUGCAGAGGUAUCAGGAGGCCCAGAGACGUGCCAGCCUUCUCAGGAUCAGUGACCUCCACGUUUCCGUCCAUUACUCUGCUAGGUUGCUCCGUGUUGCUGCCGUAUCGCACAAGGGUCUAGUCGACAGCCUUCGACAUGGAGAUAAGUCCGCUUUUGCCUCGGUCUACAACGCCGUCCAUGAGAUCCGCGAGGUUUGUGAAUCUGCCGUCCGUCGCAGCAUCCUCGACCAUGACCCUUUGAUUGGGACCGGCGCCGUACAGGGCAGACCACAUACAUUUCUCCAUAGACUCUCCGCCGGGUCAAGGGCAGACCUGCUCGAAAUUUUGACUCUUGUUCGUACAGAUUCACAGUUUUUAUUUGAGUGUAUCAGCAACUUGACUUCCUCGCAGCUCUCUGCCCUCGUCAGCCCCCUCCAUGCACUGGAGAUUAGUAGUCCUUCGGAUGCUAGAGGUAGAAGCCAGCCUUCAUCCUCUUCCUCGUCCUUUUACAAGCGUGCUGCUACUCAUUCCCCUGCUUUCAAAGACUAUGCUUUUUCCUUUGAGCGUACUGACCCGCUCUUUGCGCUUCUGUUCAACGUUUAUUCCACCACUUUGGACCCCGAUUCAUCGGAAGCCCAACUGCGCCUAGACAUUUGGUCCUCGACUUGCGCCAAACUGAUCUCCCACGGAGGCAGUGGAAUGUAUACCUUUGUUGGUCAUCUCCUCAAUAUUUGGUCCGGACUCGGUGAAUGGAAGGCCAAAGCCAAGUUUGAAAUGUAUCUCAUGGACGUACUACAGAAUGGAGCUUUUCUUCUCGAGUCUAACUCCAGACACUCGGAUAUGGAUGGUGAUGCCUUUGAUCCCAUGAAAACAGAUGUUGCUGAACAAUUUUUUAGAACAUCCGUUCAGGCACUGUUUGAAGUUCUCGAUGAUUCGGACGGCGGGUUCCCAGCCGGGUCCCUUGAGUUUGGAAGAGCCAUCAUUGAGAAGCUCGGCGUAUCAGAUACUUGCCGGCGGUUUUUAGGCUACAUCUUCUAUCAGUGGUUCUUUGGCAAAUUUGUUCACAGCGCCAUGUGCUUCCCUGAGAGCCAUGGCCUUCUGCUUGACUUCCAUGUCACCAAGGACGCCCGGGAACGGCUCCUUGGACACAUUGCUCUCUAUGCCCAACGUCAGGUUUCUCAUACUCUCCAGUCGCUCCCGCCAUUCUCCUACAUCAUUCCCAAGAUCAAGACGCAUGUAGACCGUAUGCUCUCUAGACUCAUCGAUCCGGUCACACAUACCCCUGAUACCAUCCCGUUAUCCUCCCCUCCGGACUCCAGCUUGGCCCAAAACUCCAUGGAACAGAAUAAUGCAGGAUCAGUUAUUCUUCUUUCCUCGAGUGAUAUACUAACCAUACUGGAUGUCUUCUUCCCCAAGCCCCCCAUCUCCGGCUCGCCCGACUUAUUUUCCCAGCAAACCUCAUUCCCUUCCUCACCAGCAUCAACCUUCUUCCCUCGAUCGGGCCAACCACAUCAGUCUUAUGAACCAGGUCUCUUCCAAGGCAGGCUCGACGCCCAUUCAUAUAACCCACCUACCGCCAAAACCAUGUUCACCACCGAGAUAAGUUUCCAGGAUGUCACAAAAUCCUACUUUGUACGACCCAGCAAACCGUUAACACCAGAGUCGCCCAAGAACCCCCAGCUCCGCAAGGCGGAUCGCAUUCGCGAUGAGAUUUUAGAGAUUCGAGAGUCAGAAGAUCGACCAACACUGGACCACCCUGCAAACGAGGAUUGGGCGAUGCUCUCUGUCAGCGGCAGGGAGCAGGUAGGUCUGUAUGCAACCGAUACCGAACAAUCUAGCCAUCAGAGCCCUGCCUCUAGAACCGAGCUGCUCCGCAACCAGGACAAAAUCGAGGCCGCCGUUGUGAAGAUUGUCCACGAGUUUGAUUUCCCCAAAAACCAAGCCCUUGGCCAAUCGUCAGUAUCCCCCACUGCGAAUGGUGAACUCAGCCUGAAGAAAUGGUUCCUUCAUGCGAUGGGAAUGUGCCAGCGAAAGUCUGACUUUUCUGGUGCCCAUUUCUGGUGGGAAGCCUCCCUUGCUUUGCGUGACGCAUAUGCGGAAUUAGGGCAGUCUGUGGCAGACACCAAGUACCUUAGUCCCAUGUAUCGCUCCGUUACACAAUCAGCAGACCUGGACUCGAACAUGAUUCAACGUUGUGAACAAUCAUUUAUUGACCUUAAGAGAAAGAUGGAUCUUCUUCAGUCUCAGGUUAAUAAGACCAUGGGCAUCAUGGCACAGCUCCGGAACAAAAUGUGGUAUAUGACCGACGUCAAGAACUCGCUCCGCUACGAGGAUGCAAAGAAUGUGGCUUUGGCCCUGAAAAACAUGGCCCUUGCUCAGGCUACACAACCAGCCGCGGAAUCCAGAUCGAGGGCGGGAGCACGAACUCUCGGUGGAUCUUUCCUGCAAAAGCCCGAAAUACAGGUCAUGAACGUGAUGCGAGCUGCAAGAAGCCAAGGAGGCCCCUUCAAGCUGGCCGAUGAACAGGUAGAAAUUACUCGGAAAUGGCUCCAGCGCUUUGGAAUAGAUAAUUUCUGCCGAGGCGAAGAACGAAUUCAUCGCUUCUGCUAUGAGGUGAAAACUAGCGUCAACAAACUCGCUGGUGAGACCAUGUACGAUACCCCUGUGCUCUGGUCCAGCGAACUUUUCCAGAGAGAACGAUCAACAUAUGAUACUCCUGGUACGCGGCCGAUGAGCGGGAGUGUGCGUCCGUCAAGCAUCGCAAGUGAAGAUUCACUAGGGAAUCCUAUGCAGCCUCCUGCUAUACGAUCCCUAGAUCAAUUAUUUCGGCCUCCAAACGACCUGCCGAUGCCUCCUCUUGUUCGGAAGUCAUCCUUCCAGAGUGUUGUUUCCGAUAAAUGGCAGACCAACGGAAACGCAUCUUCUAUUAGCGACUCCCCUGGUAAAACUGUAUCGACUGCUACUACUGAUUCAAUUUACCCUUACUGGUCCCCCAUACAGACCCAAACUCAGUCUAUAACGAGUGCCUCCAGCCUUUAA